AUGGAAGCUUCUGAACCAAUAAGUGAUCAUUUAUGUUCAUCUUUUGAUAAUAGACAGGAAUAUAGCGAAAUUGAAUCAAAAGAAAAAAAUUUAAAUGUUAAAUCUAUUCAAGGGGAUAAAUGCUCAAUAAAUAGUGAAAUAAGCACCAAUACAGAAGGUAAAGAUUCUGUAUAUGAAGAUGAAGGUGGAUUGGAUAAGUUAUGUAACGAAGACAAAGUAACAAACGAGACUGUUAGUAAAGAUAACACUUCACAGAGGACACAAUCAACUGUAUCUAGUAGAUUUAUACCAGAAAUGGAUGGCAAAUAUGAAGAUAUUGAAAAGAAAUUGGUUACAACCUCACCUCAAUCAUAUUGUACAUAUAGCCCAUCACCAGAAACUCAAUAUACUUCUCCAAAACUAUACAAUUCAAAAGCAAUUACAAAUGACUCACCACCAUUAUCGAAUAGACCAAGGAAAUCAGAACAUCAAAGUGGAGUUCCAGGAGUUUAUUGGCAGGAAAGUAGCCAAAGAUGGAUUGCCCAAUGGAGUGACUCUACAACUGGUAGAAGAAUAACACAUGGAUUUUCUGCUAGAGUGUAUGGAUUUGAAGAAGCUAAACAGAUGGCUAUUAGAUCUAGAUUGGAUGCUAUUGAAAAUGGAAAGGCAACAGCUAGAAAAUUAUAUGAUAGUGACAGCAGUAAUUGCAUUAACAGCAAUUUAAAUAAAAAUAACAUGUAUACACCUGUGGUAGCGAAGAAUUCAGUCAAACAUUUAACUUUAGAACAGCUAGUGAAUGAUAAUGUGAGUGAGCAACUAAAAAGUACAUUGGCUUUAAACUUACUUAUGUACUCAAAUGCAGCUAAUCUCGUAGGUAGUUUUUCUUCACACCUUAUAAAUAACUUUAAUUUGGGAAAUAAUAGUAAUUCCUAUACUCAAAGUAUGACAACUAAUAAUGAGAUUUAUUUAAAUGGAGUUAAUAAGGAUCUAAAAACAAAUUUGAAUAGCUCUAACAAUACUGUAAAUGGAACUGCCACAGUAUUCUUUGAAGAAAUGAAAAAUUUGAAGGAAGACGAAGAACAUGAAGGGAUAUUUUGGCAUCCUAUAACUCAAACAUGGAUAGCAGUUUGGUUAAACCCUAUUACAAAGGAAACUUCAACUCAGGCAUUUCAAUCUGAGAUACAAAAUGAUAUUGAUAUAGCUAGAUUUAAGGCUGUUCAAUGGAGACGCGAAAUGUGUACACAAUAUUGUGAACAAAUCAAGGAAAUAAUUGAAAAUUCAAAUCGAAAACUACCUUAUUCACUCAACCAAAUGAUUAUUGGUAAUCAAAAAGUAAUACCAACAGUAUCCAACCAAACAAUUCCGCAACUUUCACAAAUGAUGUCUUAUCUUGGUAACUCCUUACUUUCUCAUAAUCUACUAUUAACAAUAACUUCACCGAAUUCUACACUAUUGCAUCAUCCUCACUCUUUUUCAGACUUAACAAAUUCUUCAAAUACAGGAUUACAUGGAAAUUCAACUCUAAAUAAUUAUAAAGCACAACUCCCUAUUAUUGACCCAAUAACAAUUGCAACUGCAAUAUCACCAACUAGUCCAUAUCUUGCCCAAUUUCUACACCCAUUAGCCUCUAAUAUAAGUCCUUAUCUAUUUGACCAAUCACUACAACCACUAGCUACUACAUCAAGUGAUACAAGCAAUAAUGCAAGAUCACCUAAUCCAAUUCCACACUCUAUACCUUGGAAUAUAAACAAUACAAGUAUAGCUUCAAAUAUAAAUACUACUAUUGAAGGUGAUUCUGCAAAACACUCAAAUUUGUUGCCACCACUAGUGCAAAAUGGUCAUAUGGGGCUUCAAAAUAAUAAUUCCUGGUCCCCAAAUAUAGCUCCUACUCCUUCUUCCCCGCAAUCAUCAUCAAGUAUUACACAGUCAACGACAUUGAGUAAUUCCCCUAUGUUAGAUUCUUCAGGUGGAAUUACACCUGGAGGAAGCAAUCAUAUAGCAGCAACUACUCUUUCUGCAAAUUACAAGUCUGGAAUUCCAGGAGUAUAUUGGAAAACACGGGAUCAAGAGUGGGUAGCUGAGUGGUAUGACCAACAUAGAAAAAGACACUCUCGACACUUCUAUGUUAAGAAGUAUGGUUUUGAAGAAGCAAAACGUUUGGCUAUACAAUGUAGAUUGCGAGCAGUAGCCAGUGGAGAGGCUGUACUCAGAACAAAUACAAAUACUUGCAGUCAGGUAGAAACAAGUGAUUGA
Molecule: messenger RNA, 2232 nt
Organism: Cryptosporidium muris RN66
Lineage: Eukaryota; Apicomplexa; Conoidasida; Eucoccidiorida; Cryptosporidiidae
Product: AP2 domain-containing protein
Exons: 1
Coding region: 1-2232 (743 amino acids)
Biological process (GO): regulation of DNA-templated transcription
Molecular function (GO): DNA-binding transcription factor activity
Source: RefSeq, a predicted model, not a curated record